GUCUCUCCCACGAGCAAUCACACGGAAGUUCUCUGAAAGUGGUCAGUGUUGUAUUUUGACCGUCAUUAUAGUGCGUGACAGUGAUGUGAAGAGAGUCUGAAGUCUGUCGUCCCUGCUUUCCUGCUUCAUCUAUUAACAUACAUUUCAAUCAGCUGUUAUUAAGAGUGAAGAAGCAGACAUGGCUUCUAAUGGCGGCUCUUUGGACGGUCUUCUGUCCUAUGAAACACUUGUGCAUGCAGUAGCCGGCGCGAUGGGCAGUGUGACAGCAAUGACGGUGUUCUUCCCUCUGGACACAGCCAGAAUUCGACUGCAGGUGGACGAGAGCCGAAAGUCCAAAUCCACUCCUGUCAUCCUGGCUGAGAUUGCAAAAGAAGAGGGCGUAAUGUCUCUCUAUCGUGGUUGGUUUCCUGUAAUCUCUAGUCUCUGUUGUUCCAACUUCGUCUAUUUCUACACAUUUAACUCCCUGAAGCGGCUGAUGGUUCUGGAAAAAGGGCAGUCCAGGCCUGGCAGAGACCUUGUCAUGGGCUUUAUCGCAGGGACUGUGAACGUGCUCCUGACUACACCCAUGUGGGUGGUGAACACUCGGCUGAAGCUACAGGGAGCAAAAUUUCGGAACGAAGACCUCCAGCAGACCCACUACAAGGGCAUUUUUGACACUUUCUCCCAGAUCAUAGCUGAUGAGGGGGUCGGAGCUCUGUGGAACGGCACGCUCCCGUCCCUGCUGCUGGUCUUCAAUCCUGCAGUGCAGUUCAUGAUCUAUGAGGCCAUGAAAAGAAGGGCAGGGCAAAAUGGACAGAAGAUUUCAUCCCUUCAGAUCUUCAUCAUCGGAGCCAUCGCAAAAGCUAUUGCGACAACAGCCACUUAUCCACUCCAGACUAUUCAGGCCAUUCUGAGGUUUGGUCAACACAAAUCACAAGAGAAAGGGGGUUUACUGGGCAGCAUGCGCAACCUGGUGAAUUUACUAAUGGACAGAAUCAAACGCAAUGGAGUGCUCAGCCUGUACAAAGGUCUGGAGGCGAAGCUUCUUCAGACGGUGCUGACGGCAGCUCUCAUGUUCAUGGUUUAUGAGAAGAUCACUGCGGUCACCUUCAAAAUGAUGGGCCUCAAUAAGAAGCUGAAGCAUUAACCAGAGGUUAAGCCUUAAAACUAACCAGAUUCAGCCUUUCCCUUUCAGUCGUCCCUUUACCAGUGCAGGGGCUCAGGAAUCACAAAGCUCAACUCAAAUGCCUUUUAAUUGUUUAAUCCACUCAGAUUUUAGAAAUGAGAUUUUCUCUUUUAGCAUGAUUCUUAAUUCUCUACAGUGAACACUGUAUAACGUUAUGAAUUUAUCUUGCUAUAAUUAGCGGUGCUAAAGUUUCCGGACUUUUUCCUCAGCAUAACUAGUUUUUGC
Hemibagrus wyckioides is the source of this 1390-nucleotide messenger RNA. RefSeq names its product solute carrier family 25 member 17-like (gene slc25a17l). Gene Ontology annotation, cellular component: peroxisomal membrane. The record is from RefSeq and is a predicted model, not a curated record. NCBI's taxonomy places the organism in Eukaryota, Metazoa, Chordata, Actinopteri, Siluriformes, Bagridae. Gene Ontology annotation, molecular function: coenzyme A transmembrane transporter activity; FAD transmembrane transporter activity; FMN transmembrane transporter activity. The coding region runs from base 179 to 1126 and encodes 315 amino acids. The transcript has 9 exons.